Ruditapes philippinarum (Manila clam) is the source of this 2788-nucleotide messenger RNA. RefSeq names its product pantothenate kinase 2, mitochondrial-like. The transcript is spliced from 6 exons. Gene Ontology annotation, biological process: coenzyme A biosynthetic process. The annotation marks the transcript as partial. Gene Ontology annotation, molecular function: pantothenate kinase activity; ATP binding. The record is from RefSeq and is a predicted model, not a curated record. Gene Ontology annotation, cellular component: nucleus; cytosol. NCBI's taxonomy places the organism in Eukaryota, Metazoa, Mollusca, Bivalvia, Venerida, Veneridae.
UUUCUUCUGUUUCAGGAGGUCAGUUUGGAACUUCACAAAUUUGAUGAGCUAGACUGCUUAAUAAAAGGAAUACAUUAUAUAGACAGAAACAAUGGUAAUUGUGAAUGCUACUAUUGGAAGAAUCCUGGUGAUUCUAAACUCGCCCAAAAAGAAGCAUUCGAUUUUCGAGACCCCUAUCCUUACCUAGUUGUGAACAUAGGUUCUGGUGUGAGUAUCUUGACGGUGCGUGGACCAAGUGAUUAUAAACGUGUUAGUGGAACAAGUUUAGGUGGUGGUACAUUCCUGGGUUUAUGCUGUCUGUUGACAGGCUGUGAAACAUUUGAAGAGGCCAUUAAUUUAGCCGCAAAAGGUGAUGCUACAAAAGUGGACAAAUUGGUGAAGGAUAUAUAUGGGGGUGAUUACAACUCCAGUAAAUUCAAGCUGCCAGGUGAUAUUGUUGCUAGCAGUUUUGGUCAGAUGAAUUUACACGAUAAAAGAGAAGCUGCGUCCAAGGAGGACCUUGCUAAAUCAACACUAUCAACCAUAACAAAUAAUAUAGGAUCUAUUGCUAGAAUGUGUGCUGUGACCGAGAAAAUUGAGCGUGUAGUUUUUGUUGGUAAUUUCCUGCGGGUUAACACAAUCUCAAUGAAACUGCUGGCUUUUGCGAUGGAAUACUGGUCCAAUGGUGCAAUGAAGGCUCUUUUCCUAGAACAUGAGGGAUAUUUUGGGGCCAUGGGAUGUUUAAUGGAAUAUAUACGUCUCGGACAACAGUUGAAUGGAGUCGUAAAUGGACAUUUAGACAAACAUAGAUAGAAAAUACUUGUUGUGCUCAAUUAAUCAGCAUUGAUCAAUAAUGUGUUCAAGUGACCGGUUCCCUGAUUCUACAUGUUGUGUGUUCUACGUGUAGCGUGGUGAAGGAAUAUUCUUGUUCAUGAAGAGGCUGCCUCAAUAUUUGUGCAAAAAAAACAACAACAAAAACCCAUAUAUGUGCAAAAAAACAAACAAGAAAAGCCAGUAGGCAUAUCAUAAAAUUUCAUUUAAAAAUCAUGUUUUCAAAUGAUGCUAUCAGUGUUACAUUUUUCUCGAGGGAAUGAAGUUUGAUAUUGAAUGUGUUAUCACAGGAUAUUGUGGGGGUUGGUGUUUAGAUGUGUAAGAAUAAAAUCACCUGAAAAAUUAAUUAUAUGCUUGCUGAACAUUGUGUGAAAAUUCUGCUACAUCAUGCUUAAUACACUAAAAAUUAAAAUCUAUUUCAGUUUUAAAGCAGCAGUGGGGAUAUGGCACUCUGAAUCUUACUUCUUGUUCACCAGGGAAGAUUUCAAACAAUUUUAAAAUUUGGAGUCAUGUUCAUUUAGAGGAGGGGUGGGGGGAUAGCAUUUUGGUUGUUUUAUGUAUCGGUUCUCAUGGCAUGUUGUAUUUUUAUGAACCAUUUUUGGAAGUAUAUACAAGUAGGUACUAGAGUAACAAAAUUGUAACAACUAAGAAGUGGGCAUUGUAUUGGUGCUGCUGGGAAUAGGAUACUAGAUAGCUAUGUAAAUUAUAUAUAUAUAGUAUAUGUUGUAUCUCUGUUUUAAAUGGAGAGCUUGAUAAAGACUUAGUUUGAAUGCUGUUUUAUGCUGACCUCAGCAGAUAUUUUACGUAACAUAGGCUUUAAGCUUAUAGUGAUCUCAUUAUUUGUCUGUGCUACAUACUGCUUUAUAUAAUUAUCAGUCCAUGGAAUGUUUAUAUUAACAUAAACUCUAAGCUCAAUAGGUUCAAUAAACCUAGCCUUUUUUUUGUGUUUUGGGUAUUCUUCAGGGAUUUCAUUUCUUCCCUACCUUAUAUAAAAUCUUCUUUAGGGAUUCAAUUUUUCCCUACCUUCUUAUAUAAAAUCUUAAUGGAACUUUUUUCAUUUUUUGAGUGCCAAUGGUGGCAAUGGUAGCUUGAUGUUAUAGAUAAAAGUCAGAUCACAUCUUAAUGCAUAUUUUUAUAACAGUUUUUAACCAGUUUUAUAACUAAAUCUUGGACCACCUGAAAUUUUCAAUAGUUAUACAGAAUAAGACUUUUUCAUAAAACCAGUGUUGCUAGGGGGUGUGGAUGGUUGCUUGCAUUUACGCCUACUGUCCUGAGACAGGGUCAAUCAAACCAAGCCUGCAUUAUUUUCAUUUUUGCUAUUUUUUGCGUUUAUUUCAGAAAUUCUGGGUUUUUUCCCCUUCUAUUUAAAAGUUUCUUUUUUUUUAAAAAUGAUUUUGUCCUCAUGAGAUUGUGUUUAGUUAAGGCCUGUAUUUUGGGAUUACUUUUAAUUAGUUCCAUAAGCAGUUAUGUAUUUUAUAGUUUAGUUAUGUCAUAAUUUGUUGAUAUUAAAAUCAUUGGUUUUAUAUAACAAAAUAGUUUUUUUACGAGCUUCAUAGCCGCUGCUGUACCUUGUCAUAAUGUGUUUGAUUGUUAUAUUAUUUUUAUACAUGUAUAUUUAUAUAGAGAUUUCAUAGUUUUUAUUUGAAAUUGUUUACAGUGACUGUAACUCUGAUUGGUCAGAAUUGAGUGAAAUGAUAGAAUUGACCAAUGACAACGUUACAGUAUAAUUUGAACAGUUUCAAAAUAUGUUUCCAUUCAUACAUGUAUUGUUCAAUUCACAUUGUUUAAUUAUCAAUUAAGUCUUUUUAUAAGCUUACUUAUUUUAAUACUUAUUUAAUGCUCAAGGUUAAGCAAUCAGUUUUCUGUUGUCUAUAAUUGAUAUAUGAAGUUUCUGGAGGUCUCUUGAUUUAAUCUACAUCAAACUUUGUCACAAAUAUGGCAUAAGGUCAGUGCUGUAGGUUCGAAUCCCAUCAGGCAC